CAAAAAACCAGCAAAGGGAGCACAGCCGCUUCCGUUGGGUUGCAGUUCUUGCUGCCCCCCCUAGGCGUUUCCGUUCCCCUCCUCCCUCAAGCUCGCCGCUCGCCGCUCGCCGCUCGCCGUACAUCCAUCGACCCGAGCGACGGGAGAGGAGCGGUUUCUGGUUUUUAUCCUGGUCUCGGCUCCGGCGUUUAUGCUCUCCGUACAUAGAAGAGUGGAGUAGGAGGAGUUUGCCGGUGGGUGAGAGGUCGUCUGGGGGGUUCCGGCGGAGUUUGGAGAUGAUCGGUAAUAAUUCCAAAAACCGGUUUAGCUCCGGCGGCAGCAAUGGAGGCGGUGGCUCUAGGCCCGCCGGCAGGGAGUGCGUGAUCUGGACGGAGGAGAUGAACGAGUACCUCAUUGACGCCCUGCUCCACCAGCAGGACGUCGGGAACAGGAGCGCCGAGGGCAGGUUCCUCACAGCCGCUUUCGAGAACGUCAUCACCGGGGUUGGCGAGAGGUUCGGGGUGGGGAUUGACCGCUCCAACAUCAAGAACCGCCUCAAGCAUGUCAAGGAUAUGUUCCAUGAAUGCGAGAACCUUUUCGAUAAGCAGAGCGGGUUCAAUUGGAACCCCGCCACCCGGAGGUUCCACGCCGACCCACAACUUUGGAGGGAAUUCAUUGAGAGGAAACCGGAAGCCAAGAAAUGGAUGACCAAGACGAUUGACCAUUACGAUCGGCUAUUAGAGUUAUUUGGUAAGGAUAGAGAGAGACCUCCGGGCUUUGAGAGUUCAAAAGCAAAAACUCCCGCGAAAAAAAAGGCGCGAAUAGAACCACCAAAGGAGACACCGCAACGUCAGCACACGUCAUCAAAUGGCUUGGAGUUAUCUAUUGUCGAAACUUCAGAUCAAGUACUGAAUGAAAGCGAGGGCCCUGAUGUAACAGAAAAGAACAAACCUGAGGAGCUUUAUUUAUCAGAGGUGUGCAGAAGUGAGAAUGGCCUUGUUGCAAUACCUGUUCAAGCUAAUUCAUAUGGUAAAGGUUUUCCCUAUGCUCCUGAAAAUUGGCCAUGCCCUGGAGAUGUAUGGUAUUGGAAAGUGGGAAGCAGAUCAGCUCCAGGUGGGCAUUGGAUGGACAGGUAUCUUACACCGCCCCGGCGUUUUCGUGAUGCUACUGGUAAAAAGACAACAUUCACAAGUAAAUUAAAAGUUGAGGAGUUUAUUAAGACAGAAUUUCCAGAUGUUGACCCUAGCACAUUCUUUUCUAUGUUUAUAUGGAGAAUUCCUUCUGGAGGAAGCAAGAUUCAAGGAGGAACUCAGGAAGUGAGGGGCCUUGAACCUGAAAAUGUCUUGGCGGAUCCAGCUGGACCAUGCAAGGUUCGGAAUAAGUCCUGCAAACUUGAGAGAGAAGGAUUUAUUGAAUCAUCACCAGCAAAGGAUUGCGACAUCUGCUGCACAGUGCCCGACUUCUGUCGUGAAUGCUGUUGCAUUUUCUGCGGGAGGGUUGUUGACUACUCCUUUGGAGGUUAUAGCUACAUAAAGUGUGAGGCAGUUGUGGUUGAGAACUACAUCUGUGGGCAUGUUGGACACCUUGAGUGUGCUCUUAAAAUUUUCAUGGCUGGAACUAUUGGAGGAGAGAUUGGCCUGGAUGUGCAAUAUUACUGCAGGCGCUGUGAUAACAAAACCAACCUGAUGAUGCACGUGGAGGAACUCCUGGAGACAUGUCAAUCUCUUAAAACAAGGGAUGAAAUCGAGCCUAUCCUGAAUAUGGGCUUAUGCAUCUUGCGUGGUGCAAGACAAGCGCAAGCCAAAAGCUUGGAGAAAUAUAUGGCAUCAGCGAUGGCGAAGAUGAAGAGUGGGGCUGAUCUUGCUGAAGUGUGGAAAAUGGAAGACGGUGAUGGAUUGCCAAUGCUGAGUGCAGAAGAAAGUUCCCCACCUGCCACCGGUGUCCCACUGCUAGGGGUUGAGCCGUACCCAUAUCUAAUCGAUCCACAGGUUGAUAAUGAGUUGCAGAGAGCUGCCGAAAAUGUUCCAGUUUUCAUUACUGGUGAUCACAAUGUUGUGUCUCUCCAAUUUGAGGAUGAGAUUGAUCAUUCCCUUAAAGAACUGAAGAGAUCUCAGGAAGCAGAAUUCAGGCUGGCAGAGCAGAAGCUUUAUUCCCAGAAAGAUUAUGUCCUCAGUCUGUAUCGGCAGCUUGACUCGGAGAGAUCCGAGCUUGCAGAUCCUGUGCCCUUGUCUGAUACUUCAAGAUACAGCGUGCUCCUGUCCAAUAUAAUGAACCGUCUGGACAAGGUGAAGCGUGAGGAGGAAAAGCUCAAGGCCAUGCUGAAGGUUUCUAAGGGAUUCGGGAAAACACCGGCAAACGUCAAGGAGCAUUUUGGGUUACCUGCAGAAUAGUUCGAAGUUGGACUAUCUUGAACUUAGAACCCAUAGUUUACCGUAAACUAUACAUAGCUAUGUUGUUGUACUGUUGUACUGUUGUAUCUCCUGUUAAGGUGUUGCUCUCGCCAGGGCACACCAUCAGUCUGCCCUAGGAACAUCGGGUCCAGUAUUUAGAAACAGUCGCUCCCAUAUAUGGGAACAGUCGAUCAGACAUCUAAAUUAAUGAGUCUCAGACUUUCAGCGUACA
Molecule: messenger RNA, 2601 nt
Organism: Lolium rigidum
Lineage: Eukaryota; Viridiplantae; Streptophyta; Magnoliopsida; Poales; Poaceae
Exons: 8
Coding region: 276-2369 (697 amino acids)
Source: RefSeq, a predicted model, not a curated record